AUGCUGUGCGAUGAGGACGAGCAAUAUUUUGUGCGUGAAGUUGAGUUAGACGAUAAGGAGUUAAGGAUUUAUCAAGAAGUGAACAGUGAUGUUGGUGGUGUUGUAUGGGAUAGUUCUAUAGUUGCGUGUUAUUAUUUCUUGAAAAAUCGACAUUACUGGAAAAAUAAGAAGGUUCUUGAACUGGGCUCUGGAACCGGUAUAUGCAGUAUUGUAUUGGCGAUGUUUGGUGCCCAGGUUAAUGCAACAGAUCUCUACGAACGUUUGCCGUUAAUACAGCUGAACGUUUCAAAAAAUGAGCAAUUCCUGAAGGCGACAACGGGCUGUGUUAGCGUUGAGGCGUUUGACUGGAAUGAGCCUCCGCCUCCAACGAAUCACUACGAUGUGGUUCUUCUGGUGGAUGCAAUCUAUUACCUCAAGGGCACAAACUCUGUUUUGAAUCCAAUUUGCUGUUUGAUCAAGAUAUAUCACGAUAUCAAGUUACUCCGUAAAGAAAGCAUGAGGCAGUUUGUUGUUCCGAAUAAAGGACCUAAACCUUCUAAUUGCUGCUAA
Messenger RNA from Anisakis simplex (herring worm), 549 nucleotides. The record is from the annotation of a GenBank genome assembly. Lineage: Eukaryota; Metazoa; Nematoda; Chromadorea; Rhabditida; Anisakidae.